Molecule: messenger RNA, 1513 nt
Organism: Lathyrus oleraceus (garden pea)
Lineage: Eukaryota; Viridiplantae; Streptophyta; Magnoliopsida; Fabales; Fabaceae
Product: dof zinc finger protein DOF5.4
Exons: 1
Coding region: 186-1130 (314 amino acids)
Biological process (GO): regulation of DNA-templated transcription
Molecular function (GO): DNA binding; DNA-binding transcription factor activity
Source: RefSeq, a predicted model, not a curated record
ACGUUUGGGGGAUAUUUGUCAGUGAGAAGAUCACAACACCCAAUCGAAACUCCUUUCUCUCUCUCUCUCUCCCUUUCCCUCCCCUUCUUCUCCACACUCCUCACAUAUUAACAUUAACACACUGACACACACACCACUCUCAGGUGAUCCUUUCAUUGCUUCCUCAAUCCCCAAACCAACCUCAAAUGCAAGAAAUACAUUCCAUCGGCGCUGGCGGUACCAGGUUCUUCGGCGGCGGAGGCGGCGACCGGAGACUCAGGCCACAUCUCAACAACAACAACAACCAGAACAACAACCAAGCCUUGAACUGUCCUCGCUGCGACUCCAUCAAUACGAAAUUCUGUUACUACAAUAACUACAACCUCUCCCAGCCUCGUCACUUCUGCAAAAACUGCCGUCGGUACUGGACCAAAGGCGGCGUCCUCCGUAACGUCCCUGUCGGUGGCGGUUGCCGUAAAUCCAAACGCUCAAACAAGCCGAAAAACUCUUCCUCAUCGGAAAUCGCUGAUUUGCCGACUACUCCACCGGAGCCGGAGAACAAAUCGAACUCUCACUCGAGCAGCGAGAGUUCCAGCCUCACCGCGGCAGCGGUAACGGAAGCAGUCUCAGAACCAACGCCACCAAACUCCAACUCAAAAAUCAACACCGGUUUGGAAAACGAUUCACUGGAACAACCAGGAGCAGGAGAUUGCGGUAUUUUCUCAGAGAUUGCAACUUUCACAAGCUUGAUCACUUCCUCCAACGACACAUUGCCGUAUGGAUUCGGUAACGGUAACACUAACUGUAACGUUAACGGUUUCACUGAUGCUUCGUCGUUUCACUGGCAACAUCAAAAGGUGAUGACUGUUACCGGCGAUCAACCUCAUCCACACGAAGAUGCAUUGAAGUUGUUACCGGAGAAUCUCGGUACCGGUGGUGGCUCAUCUGGAUCGUUGAUGGACCACGGUAUUGAUUUCUCUGGGCUGCAGAGCAAAACUAGCAACGGUGGAUUUGGAUCGUUGGAUUGGCAUGGUGCAGAUCAAGGUUUGUUCGAUCUUCCUAACACCGUUGAUCAUGGUUACUGGAAUCACACUCAAUGGCCUGAUCAGGACCAGGAUCAGGAUCAUUCCACUCUCUUUCAUCUUCCCUGAUAUGAUUAUCAAGCCUCUCAACUCAACUCAACUCAACUUUACUUUUCAUCAUUUUUCACUUUUUUUUUAUAAUUAUUAUAAUAUAUUUUAACUUUAAACAAUAUUUGAAAUCAAAACCAAAGUUUAAAAAAUGAAGAUGGAAGAAUUGGGUAUAAUUAAUCAUGAUGAGGUGUAUAUUGUUUUUUUCUUCUUUUUCAUUUUCAAAUUUGGGAGGUUAUUAAGCUUGAUUUUAAUUGCUGAUGUGCAUGCACAACUAACUUCCAUGUUAGUUUCUCUAUCUGAUUUUUUUUUUGAAUUUGUUUUUAAUAUAUGUUAUUAUUAAAUGUAUGUGGUGGAAUUUGAUUGUUCAGAGAAAUAUAGAAAAAUAUAGUAUUUUUAAUGUA